Molecule: messenger RNA, 2196 nt
Organism: Chionomys nivalis (European snow vole)
Lineage: Eukaryota; Metazoa; Chordata; Mammalia; Rodentia; Cricetidae
Gene: Adam30
Product: ADAM metallopeptidase domain 30
Exons: 1
Coding region: 1-2196 (731 amino acids)
Biological process (GO): male gonad development; proteolysis
Cellular component (GO): plasma membrane; sperm head plasma membrane; external side of plasma membrane
Molecular function (GO): metalloendopeptidase activity
Source: RefSeq, a predicted model, not a curated record
AUGAGGUCAGUGUGGGCCUCCUCCCAACACCGCUGUCUGCUUCUGACGAUGCUCUUUCUUGAGGCUGUGGGCAAUGACCUACUAUUUGACCCUGACUGGGGCUUUGAGUCCUAUGAAAUCACCGUUCCCAAAAAGCUAAGCCCUAGGAAAGGGGAGCAGGGUGGAGACAGUUCUUUGUCGUACCUCUUACAGAUACAGGGCAAAAAACAUACCAUUCACCUGCGGCCCAAGAAGUUACUGUUGCCGAGACAUCUGCCUGUUAUCUCCUUCACUCAGGAGGACAGUCUAAUGGAGGAUUACCCACACAUACCAAACGAGUGCAAUUACGUGGGCUUCGUGGAAGGCUUUCAGGAAUCUGACGCUACCCUGAGUACAUGCAUGGGAGGUCUGCGAGGCAUCUUGAACAUAGACUUCAAUUACUACCAAAUCGAGCCCCUCAGGGCCUCUUCCACGUUUGAACAUGUUGUGUAUGUCCUAAAAAAGGACAAAUUUAGCAAUCAGACCUGUGGUGUGGUUGAUGAAGAAACAGAUGGGCAAACCACCCAGCAAGAGGCUAGGAUAAGUAGCUUUCAUAAAUCCUAUAAGCACCAAAAGUACUUGGAAUUGGUCAUGGUCUUUGAUUGGACUAGAUUUAUGUCUUUAGGCGGAAAUUUUACUAAAAUCGUUGAAGACGCUAUUCUUCUAACUGCAAUUAUGGACACGUACUUUCAGGACGUCAGGUUACGGAUCUGUCUAAAAGGACUUGAAGUCUGGUCCAGUCGUGACAGAAUGAACACUUUCUUUUUCACCUUAGCUGAAAUUUUAGGUCAGUUUGUACUAUACAAAAGACUGGUAUUACAUCAUGUCCUUCCCGCGGACUGGUCACAUUUAUAUCUUGGAAGAAGUUUUCCGGAUGCUGUCGCAUGGUCCUGGGGGCGAGCAUGUGAGGUAUACCAUGCCGGGUCCGCAAGUAGCUUCGUUGGUAAGAAUAUCCUUGGGCCUGCUACUUGGACUGCUCAUGAAGUGGGCCACUGUGUGGGAAUGCAGCACGACGGAGAGUAUUGCCAGUGCAGAGGUAGGACGAGCUGCAUCAUGGGUACAGGACGCACAGGGUUUAGUAAUUGUAGUUAUGAUCAGUAUUUCAUACACGCAUCCUAUAAAAUGUCAUAUUGUCUAUCUGACAUCCCAGGACGAGGUUAUGUGAUUAAGAGAUGUGGCAACAAGAUUGUCGAAGGUACAGAGGAAUGUGACUGUGGCUCCAAAGAAGACUGCCAAAAAGACCCGUGCUGUGGGCCGAACUGCAAAUGGAAGGAAGGCGUCAACUGUUCCACCGGGCUUUGUUGUCACAAAUGUAACUUUCUCCCAUCAGGGUAUGUGUGUAGGCCGGAAGAAAACGAAUGCGACCUUGCCGAGUACUGCAACGGGCUCUCAGGUUUAUGUCCGGAGGAUACUUACAAGCAAGAUGGAACUCCCUGUAAAUAUGGAGGAGUUUGUUUCAGUAAGAACUGCAGAUCCAGGUACAUGCAGUGCCAGGGUAUUUUUGGACCUGCUGCCAGGGAGGCUCCUUACCAAUGUUACGAUGUCGUUAAUAAGAUGGGUGAUCAGUAUGGUAACUGUGGCAUUAAUAUUAGUCAAUAUAAUAGGUGCACGAGGGACAAUGCAGUCUGUGGCAGGCUACAGUGUAUCAAUGUUAGAGUCAUCCCCAGUUUGCCAGAUCACAGUACUCUAUUGUCCACCUAUGUGAAGGCAGACAAUCUCAUGUGCUGGGGCACAGGCUAUCAUGGAGAACUAAUGGCCCAUGGGAUACCCGACGUAGGUGUGAUUAAUGAUGGCACUGCCUGUGGCCUUAAAAAGGUGUGCAUAAAGGGAAGGUGUGUUGACUCUGCCACCAUCAUGUUCGACUGUUUGCCCGGCAAGUGCAAUAGCCGAGGUGUUUGCAACAAUAAAAGGAACUGCCACUGCAAGUAUGGCUGGGAACCCCCGUUCUGUGAAGAGGUAGGACUCGGUGGGAGCAUUGACAGUGGACCCCCUGCGCCAAUGGCCGAGGAGAUGCCCUCAUCAUUUCAAGCUGUGUAUAUUAUGAUGAUGCGCAUUAUCUUAUUCGUCAUCUCCGUGAUCGUCGUGUAUUUUAGGCAGCUGAUUAAAAAAUGGUUUUAUGAUCACCAGAAGAAAGAAACAGUCAAAAAACCAAAGGAUGCCGAAAUGUCAGAAAUGUAA